Molecule: messenger RNA, 1396 nt
Organism: Magnolia sinica
Lineage: Eukaryota; Viridiplantae; Streptophyta; Magnoliopsida; Magnoliales; Magnoliaceae
Product: transcription factor UNE10-like
Exons: 6
Coding region: 54-1352 (432 amino acids)
Cellular component (GO): nucleus
Molecular function (GO): protein dimerization activity
Source: RefSeq, a predicted model, not a curated record
CACUCGUCUCUAACAUUUCUGCAUCUCUCUCUCUCUCUCAGACUCUCAGUAGAAUGAGCCAGUGCGUCCCAAGCUGGGACCUCCAUGAGAGCACCAAUUCAGCUAGACCCGCGCUGCAGGGAGACCCAAGCACCAACUCUACGCCACCUGAGGAGGCCAUGUUAGACUACGAGGUGGCGGAGCUGACGUGGGAGAACGGCCAGCUAAUGAUGCACGGGCACGGCCUCCCUCGGAUCGCCGGCAAGACUCUCUCGAAGUACGCGUGGGAAAAACCACGUGCAGGCGGCACGCUCGAGUCGAUCGUCAACCAGGCCGCGUGUCCGCCUCCACCCCAGGCCGCGGGGGAACUGGUGCCGGGCCUGAGCAUGGACGCUCUGGUCCCGUGCUCGAACCCCACCCAUUUCCCUGACGAGCACCCGACACGUGUCCCCGAUCCGAAGCGUGGCGACCUCGGCGCCCGUGUGGUGGGCUCGUGUAGCGAGGAGAAAGUGGCUGAGGCCGAGGCUGCCGCGAGGAAGCGUCCGAGGGUGGCACGCGCGGCGCACGAGUGGAGUGGCCGCGCUAGCACGAGCAUGGCGAGUGGUAGUGAGAGCAGGCACGUGACGAUAGACACGUGUGAGAUGGAUCCAGACAUGGGGAUUGCAUCCACCUCCCUGGGAUCGCCCGAGGACACGAGCUUUGGGCUGCCGUUGUCGUCCCGCUCUCUGCCUACUACCGUCGACGAUCACGACUCGGUCUGUCAUAGCACAUCUCAGAUGGAGGAGGGAGGAGGUGAGGAUGAGAAGGGCAAAACGGGGAAAUCGUCCACUUCGACGAAGAGGAGUAGGACCGCUGCAGUCCAUAACCAGUCCGAACGUAAAAGAAGAGACAAGAUCAACGAACGUAUGAAAACGCUACAAAAGAUGCUACCAAAUUCCUGUAAGACAGAUAAAGCAUCAGUGCUAGAUGAGGUGAUCGACUACUUGAAGCAAUUGCAAGCCCAAGUACAGAUAAUGAGCAAGAUGAGCAGCAUUCCUCACAUGAUGAUGCCAAUGGCUAUGCAACAGCUUCAGAUGUCUAUGAUGGCCCAGAUGGGUAUGGAGAUGAUGGAAAUCAACUCCAUUAAUGGACCGGGCCACCCGGCCGUCGUGCCCCCAAUGAUCCACUCUACUAAUUUCUCGCCAAUGACGGCGUCAUGGGACGGUUCACGUGAUAGAUUACACAUGGCAGGCGGGACGUCUCCAGAUCUUUUCUCAGCCUUCCUCAAUUACCAAACACAGCAAUCUAUGAAUUUGGAAGCUUACAGCAGGAUGGCAGCCUUGUAUCAACAGCUACAGCAACCAACACAACCACCACCCAAUUCAAAUAUUUAAAAUAGGAAGUGAAAAGUAAUGAAAUGUAUUAAUGUUCCUUCUGC